Messenger RNA from Panthera uncia (snow leopard), 2961 nucleotides. It is a transcript of the gene LRRC8E, whose product is annotated as leucine rich repeat containing 8 VRAC subunit E. The transcript has 2 exons. Gene Ontology annotation, molecular function: protein binding. Lineage: Eukaryota; Metazoa; Chordata; Mammalia; Carnivora; Felidae. The coding region runs from base 466 to 2847 and encodes 793 amino acids. The record is from RefSeq and is a predicted model, not a curated record.
CCCGGAAGUCCUCAGCCUCAGACGCUCUCUGGCCCGGUGGCAGAGACAGCAGAGGCUAGCGGUCCGGACACCAGGUGUCUGGAGUCAGAGCGGCAGAGCCAGUGGUUUGGGCUCGUCAUCAAGGGUGGGAGAUGGCUGGGUUCUGGGAGAAGGCCACUCGGGCAAGCAGGGGGACAGCGGCUCCGUGGACUGCCCUUCCUGACCUCUGAAAGGGCGAGCGGCGUCAGAGCGGGGGCAGGGAUCCCGGGGAGCAGAUGUGGUGAGACUGGUAGUAGCUUGGCUUCAGGAAGAAGGUGAGGUCUGGGGGAGAGAGGGGCACACAGCUCGUGCCUUCUGCCAGAUUCGGGCAGGGCAGAGCACAAACUGGGAGCAGAGGCGUGUAUCUGGCUCCUCUGGGGGUCCGCCACCAGACGCCCCUUCUCGAGGGUCUCUGCAACCCCCGCCUCCUCCUCUCCCAUAGGAAAGAUGAUUCCGGUGGCCGAGUUCAAGCAGUUCACGGAGCAGCAGCCCGCGUUCAAGGUGCUCAAACCCUGGUGGGACGUGCUGGCGGAGUACCUCACCGUGGCUAUGCUCAUGAUCGGGGUCUUCGGCUGCACCCUGCAGGUGACACAGGACAAGAUCAUCUGUCUGCCGAGUCACGAACUCCAGGAGAAUUUCUCAGAGGCCCCCUGCCAGCAACUGCUGCCUCGGGGCGUCUCCGAGCAGAUGGGGGGCCUCCGGGAGGUAAGCGGCCUCAAGAACAAUCUGGACCUCCAGCAGUACAGCUUCAUUAACCAGCUCUGCUACGAGACAGCCCUCCACUGGUACGCCAAGUACUUCCCCUACCUGGUCGUCAUUCACACGCUCAUCUUCAUGGUCUGCACCAGCUUCUGGUUCAAGUUCCCCGGCACCAGCUCCAAGAUCGAGCACUUCAUCUCCAUUCUGGGCAAGUGUUUCGACUCUCCGUGGACCACACGGGCCCUGUCCGAGGUCUCUGGGGAGAACCAGAAGGGCCCCACCACCGGACGGGCGACAGCGACUGUGGAGGCCUCGGCGGGGCCGGGAAAAGCCAAUGAGGGUGAGAAGGAAAAGGUGCUGGUGGAGCCCGAGAAGGUGGUGACUGAGCCACCAGCCGUCACCCUACUGGACAAGAAGGAGGGUGAGCAGGCCAAAGCCCUGUUUGAGAAGGUCAAGAAGUUCCGCGUGCACGUCGAAGAGGGGGACAUCUUGUACACCAUGUACAUCCGGCAGACGGUGCUCAAAGUCUGCAAGUUCUUUGCCAUCCUGGUCUACAACCUGGUCUACGUGGAGAAGAUCAGCUUCCUGGUGGCCUGCAGGGUGGAGACCUCGGAGGUCACGGGCUACGCCAGCUUCUGCUGCAACCACACAAAGGCCCACCUCUUCUCCAAGCUGGCUUUCUGCUACAUCUCCUUCGUGUGCGUCUACGGGAUCACCUGUCUCUACACCCUCUACUGGCUCUUCCACCGGCCCCUCAAGGAGUACUCCUUCCGUUCUGUGCGGGAGGAGACGGGCAUGGGUGACAUCCCCGACGUCAAGAACGACUUUGCUUUCAUGCUGCACCUCAUCGACCAGUAUGACUCCCUCUACUCCAAGCGCUUUGCCGUCUUCCUCUCCGAGGUCAGCGAGAGCCGCCUGAAGCAGCUCAACCUGAACCACGAGUGGACGCCCGAGAAGCUGCGGCAGAAGCUGCAGCGCAACGCCCGCGGCCGGCUCGAGCUGGCCCUCUGCAUGCUCCCGGGGCUGCCCAACACCGUCUUCGAGCUCAGCGAGGUGGAGGCGCUCCGGCUGGAGGCCAUCUGCGACAUCACCUUCCCCCCGGGCCUCUCGCAGCUCGUGCACCUGCAAGAGCUCAGCCUCCUUCACUCGCCCGCCCGGCUGCCCUUCUCCUUGCAGAUCUUCCUGCGGGACCGCCUGAAGGUCAUCCGGGUCAAGUGCGAGGAGCUCCGCGAGGUGCCCCUGUGGGUGUUCGGGCUGCGUGGCCUGGAGGAGCUGCACCUCGAGGGGCUCUUCCCCCCGGAGCUGGCUCGGGCGGCGACCCUCGAGAGCCUCCGGGAGCUGAAGCAGCUCAAGGUGCUGUCUCUGCGGAGCAAUGCCAGCAAGGUACCGGCCAGCGUGACCGACGUGGCCGGGCAUCUGCAGCGGCUUAGUCUGCACAACGACGGGGCCCGCCUGCUGGCCCUGAACAGCCUCAAGAAGCUGGCGGCGCUGCGGGAGCUGGAGCUGGUGGCCUGCGGGCUGGAGCGCAUCCCCCAUGCCAUCUUCAGCCUGGGGGCGCUGCAGGAACUUGACCUCAAGGACAACCACUUGCGGUCCAUUGAAGAGAUCCUCAGCUUCCAGCACUGUCGCAAGCUGGUCACGCUCAAGCUGUGGCACAACCAGAUCGCCUACGUCCCCGAGCACGUGCGCAAGCUCCGGGGCCUCGAGCAGCUCUACCUCAGCCACAACAAGCUGGAGACCCUGCCCACCCAGCUCGGCCUGUGCUCUGGCCUCCGCCUGCUGGACAUCUCCCACAACGGGCUGCGCUCCCUGCCGCCCGAGCUGGGCCUCCUCCAGAGCCUGCAGCACCUGGCUGUGUCCUACAACGCCCUGGAGGCCCUGCCGGAGGAGCUCUUCUUCUGCCGCAAGCUGCGGACGUUGCUCCUGGGCUACAACCACUUGAGCCAGCUCUCGCCCCAGGUGGGGGCCCUCAGGGCCCUCAGCCGCCUGGAGCUCAAGGGCAACCGCUUGGAGGCUCUGCCAGAAGAACUUGGCAACUGUGUGGGGCUCAAGAGAGUGGGGCUCCUGGUGGAGGACACCCUUUACGAGGGCCUGCCAGCGGAGGUGCGGGAAAAAAUGGAGGAGGAAUGAAGCGAAAGGUGGGGCAGGUUGGGGUAGAGGCCUUCUGGAUGCUUCCGCCCCAGAAUCUCUACUAUCGUCUUCAAGCAAGGUGGCCAAGAGGGCCCAGGCCAGGAGACGAGGAGC